CACAGUUGUACACCCGUCUAGCUUUGUGAUGCAACCUACAACAAAUUCUCAACUUCUCUAUUCUUUUUCUCCUUUUGUCGCUCAUCUUCUUCACCUUUUACCUUCCCGAUUGCAACUUCGAAAUCUUCUCAAGUUAAGAAGACCACUCUUCAAUACGUUUCUGGAUAAUUGUUGGUUAAUUCCUCACUGAAAUAAAUGCGGAAUGGUGGAUGUGCUGCUAUGCCAGGCGAAUUUUCCGAUGAUGAUGUCGAAAAGCAGCGGGUAAACAUAGUCGUCGGCGGCGCUUUAGCGAAGGCUGCAUCUGUAGGUCAAUCCCAGGACUUGGUUGAGAAAACCAUUGACUUGGUGGUCGUGGACUGUGCCAACAAGGGUGAGCCUCAACUGGAGAGAAGUUCAACUUCCCAUGAAGAGUGCAGAGUAUGCCAAGAGGAAAAUGAAGAAGCCUUGAUCAAUCUUGGAUGUCAGUGUCGAGGUGGUCUCGCAAAAGCACACCAGUCUUGUAUAGUCAAAUGGUUUGCCACUCGAGACAAAUUGCUUCGAAUGUUGCACCUCCUGAUUCCCAGGCAAACAAGUUACUGGGUUUGGAGGGUUGAUCCAGCCGUAAGAGUUCAAGAACAAGAAAGGCGCUGUUUUAGUCCUCUGUGGGUGGCCUUUUCGAUUCUCAUAGGCGGCCUGUUGCUGGACGUGCUGAUUUCCAUAACCCUUGGUGUUUCAGCACUCCCAGUCAACAUCAUUAUCGGAGUGAUUGUUGUGCUGGGGCUUGGGACCGCUCUUCGGCUUGCGCUCGAGUUUUGCCAAGAGUGGAAUGUGAGAAGGGUUGUGCAGAGGGUUGAAGGUAAUGCCGCAAUCGGGUAUCAUCCUACUUUGUAGGUUCAACCCUGUGUAUAUAAAAACGUACGUACAAGCAGGUGAUGCUUUGAUGUGAUUGAAAAUAUUUGAUUUUCUGUGUCAGAAGUUCAAAACGUGAUGUUGAUUGGAGCUGUUCCUUAUUCCUCAUGCAACCUUUGGUGCCACCAUUCGUUGUAUAUAUUAUCCUUAUAUUUAUGAAUUCAGAUUGAACUUGCUGAGUGCUAUUUAUGAGUUCGAACCAUGUCAAUUUCCUUCCUCAUUUAUGCCCGUUAUCAGUUGUUAGCUCAAUAAAUCCUACUAUACAAAGGCAAAU
Molecule: messenger RNA, 1162 nt
Organism: Striga asiatica
Lineage: Eukaryota; Viridiplantae; Streptophyta; Magnoliopsida; Lamiales; Orobanchaceae
Source: the annotation of a GenBank genome assembly